AUGAUGCAUUCGAACGCCUAUUAUCCGGGUAUUCCGAUGAUGGGUCCGAGAAGAAUGAUGCCGAUGGUGCCUCCCUUACUACCACCACCACCACCUGUAACUGGUUUUGCACACAUGAGUGCAUCAAUGAAAUCUGAAGAUGGUUCAACAAUUUACGCUGCUCCUCAAUUGUCAGAUAAUACGAAAAAAUCUUUAUGGACUGAACACAAAGCACCGGAUGGUCGAACAUAUUACUAUAAUAGUGUAUCUAAAGAAUCAAAAUGGGAUAAACCAGAUGAGCUUAAAACACAAGUUGAAUUAAUGUUAGCUCAAUGUCCAUGGAGAGAAUAUAAAGCACAAAAUGGUCGAGUGUAUUUUCAUAAUGUUGAAACAAAAGAAUCAAGGUGGAUAAAACCAAAAGAAUUUGAAGAUUUAGAAAAACUUUUACAGCAACAACAGCAAGAACAAAAUGCACAAAAUGUCACACAGUCAACAACAGUUACUCCGUUACCACCCAUGGUUUCUCCAUUCGGUUUAAUGCCUCCAAUGAUGCCCUUUGGAAUUCCUCAAAUGAUGAAUCCAAUGCAACCAUUCGAUCCUAGUCUUACUUCAACCGAUGGAAAACAAUUGGGUGAAAUUGAUUUGCCAUCAAAUGAGAAUAGUCGUCAGAGUCAAGAUGACACGGAUUCUGAUAAUGAAAAGGAUGGUCAAGAUGAUGAUAAUAACAGCGAAAGUUCAACAAACACACCUCAAUAUCAACAACCAAAAAUUGAAUUUAAAAAUAAAAAAGAAGCAAUGGACGCAUUCAAAGAACUAUUAAGAGAGAAAAAUGUACCAUCAACCGCCACAUGGGAACAAGCGUUAAAAUUGAUUGGUACUGAUGCUCGAUAUCAAGCCAUAAAACAUAUUAAUGAGAAAAAACAAGCGUUUAAUGCUUAUAAAGUCCAACGAAUCAAAGAAGACAAAGAUCAAGAACGAAUUAAACUGAAACAAAUCAAAGAAGAAUUUGAAACGUAUCUCCAGCAAUGUGAACAUAUGAAUUCGACAAUUAAAUAUAAAAAAGCUGAACAAAUAUUUGGACACUUGAAUAUUUGGACAUCAGUACCGGAACGAGAGCGUAGAGAAUUGUAUGAUGAUGUUGUUAAUUAUUUAGAAAAAAAAGAAAAAGUAUGUUUUAAUGUCCACGAUUAG
This is a messenger RNA of Didymodactylos carnosus, 1170 nucleotides long. The record is from the annotation of a GenBank genome assembly. NCBI's taxonomy places the organism in Eukaryota, Metazoa, Rotifera, Eurotatoria, Philodinida, Philodinidae.